Messenger RNA from Fusarium redolens, 4382 nucleotides. RefSeq lists its product as uncharacterized. The coding region runs from base 298 to 4371 and encodes 1357 amino acids. Lineage: Eukaryota; Fungi; Ascomycota; Sordariomycetes; Hypocreales; Nectriaceae. The record is from RefSeq and is a predicted model, not a curated record. The transcript has 2 exons.
CGCCUUCUAUUUUCGGGCAGAUCCCCACCACAGCUUGCUUUCGGCCUUCCUCCUUGCUCGGAAGCUUGCAUAUCGAUUUCAUUGUUCCAAUAAUUCACACGUCUACGAACGAAUCAGCGCCUCGAACGCGGUUAACAGCAGCUAGAACAACGAAAAGAAAUACGAGAUGAGGCAACCAUAAAAUCAUAGAAAGAACGAAAGAAGAAAAAAAGUUGUCGCACAUGCUUUAAUAAAGCAACACAGUCCCUCUGGGUUUUCAAGUCUCGCCGACGCGACUGACAUUGCGACCAAGUCACGAUGAACAACUCACAACCCACAACAUCGCUACUCGAUCAGGGCGAACCUAUAUCAAUCGCCCAGCUCAGUCCGGAUGUCCCAGGUCAAGACGCACGAGUUAUAAUUGGCACCGUGACUAUUACAUGGCCAUUUAGUAUCCUCAACAAAUCUAUCGCAUUUCUUUUAGCUGAGCGAGACUUUCGACUCCGACGCGAAAAUGGCCAGGUGCGAAUCCGUUUCCAUGGCGCAGCCGCUAAGGCGAUCGCAGAUGCAUCGUUGGGAGCAGGUGACGAGGUUCGUGUGAGCCUGCAGGGCGUCAAGUGGGAGAAAAACGAGACACAGACUCAAGUCGCAGGAAGCACUUUAGCAUGGCAGCUCGAAUUUACAAAUCGCUUGGUACUUGGUAUCCGUCGACCCGGAGAAGAACGAGACACAUUGCUCACUAUCGACGCCCCAGACGCGGAAACGGGAACCACUACCACCAACGGCCAAAUUGAUAAAACUGACCAAAUCGACACCCUCACAUCCGCGCCCGAAGAAGCUGCCACACCUACGCCUUCAUCUCCAGAAGUCACCUUACCUGUAAAACGAACUGCUUCGUCGACUUUGGGACCUCUUGAAUUCGCUUCGCCUGCUUUCCUCAAACGAGCCCGUGUCUCUUAUGGGGCAUUAUUCGAAGGAGAUAUAGAGAUGUUCGAUGACGAUGACGAUGUUGGGAGGACCAAAUCGAAAAAGCGCACGCGGUUCAGUCUACCUGCCAACUCUUGGCGAUAUACUAGCCGAUCCCCUAGCCCAGAGCCUGAAAACGAUCGUGAAGAGGAAGAUAAAGAAGAGUCCUAUAUGAGGAGUGUCUCGCAGCGCAAUGGCGAUACAGAAGAUACUACCACAAAUACAACACCACGACCGAGGAUGGUUGAUCAAGGUAGUCAAACAGUAUAUGUCGACUUUACUCCGAUGGCCAGUGUGCAGGUUUUGGCUGAAUCAAGACCAGCUUUUGGAUUGACACAGACGACUCCCACGCCAUUUGCCCGAACGAGACUGUUUGAAAGAGAUGAUUCUCUUGUGAACCAGUCUUUGCAACUCGCAGGAGACUCGACGACACCACAGGGGAUGCCACCUAGGACAGAUGAAUAUCUACUGGGUCACACCCCAAGCAACGUGAACACCGAUAUGCCUUUCAGUUUUACUCCACAGACCGUACUCUUUCCUCAGGCUCCGGGUUACUUUUCGGAGGAAAAUGCACAAGAUAUUGUAACUGAUUCGCCCGGUCUCCUUCCAAGAGCAAUGAAUUAUCCAGCUGAGUUCCUGGAGACCGAAAACCCCCCUCAAAAUGUUGUGGAAGCUCUUGCAGGCCUCGCUUCUCAUGAACCACAGUCCUCUGGACUCCCCCAAAUUCCUCUCGGUGCUGAACCAGCGUUUCACCCUGCAUUCACUGCGACUUCGCAACCACCUCAGACUGCCUGGGCCAUAGGAUUGUCCCCUGGACCCCGCUCUGCAGCUGCUAGUAGCGACGCUGAGAAUCCAGUAGAAAUUUUGAGCUCUUCGCCAUUCAGGGAACAAGGGUCGCGGGGGUCUAGUAAUGACCGCCAGUUAUCUCCCUCAAGAGAGAAUACGGAUAUGAACACAACCGCAAAUGUAUCUCCAGAACCCGCACUUGAGGAACCGGCAAGUGAAGCUGAGUAUUAUCGCGAUGGUGGUGAUGAGCCUGGCGAUGAUUACGACCUAAGGAAGUACUCCCGCACGCACGAUGACGACGACGACAUGGAGACAUCUGAAGAAGAACCCGAUCCAAAUACCAAUGACCCUGAUAUACAAAUCAUGAAUCCCGAUGAGGAUGACGCAGAUGGCGAUGAAGAUGUCGUAAACCAAGAGGAAUACCUCGACGACGAAUACCCUGACACGUACGAGCAACGGUCCGACGUCGAAGGAGAAGAGUACGAAGGGUCGGAAGGUGAUGCGGAAGGUGAAUAUGACUCGGAUGAAUACUACUACGACGAUGAAGAUGGUAGAGAAGAGGACGUGGACACCCGCCCUUCCGCUCCACUUGCUUCUCGAGAGCCUGUUAUCAUCGACCUACUCUCAGAUUCCGAAGAUGAGGAAGCGCCAGAACCAGAACCAGAGGCAGCAAUGGAUGCAGAGGUCGAAAAUAAAGACGACAAACCAGUACUGGGGAUAGAAGAGGCGAAAACAUCACCAGCGUCAAAGAUAGAAGGAGAUUUUCAAGUCCCCGAAGCAGAUAAGAUUAUGGCCGAAGAGGAAAACCAGCAUCUGUCGCGGUUUGAUACGGAUGAAGAGCCCCUGUCUUCAACCAAAGAGGGAAAGGAGCAGGCAACAGAGGCAGGAAUUGUUGACAGCAACCAAAUGGGUCCAAUGAAUGAGGGACAAGUUCCUACAUCUGAUUCUGAAGGCUCAAUCAAACAUGAAGCUGAAGUUGCCGAGGCCGCCAUUUGUGCAACCAGAAUUGGGGAUGACAACGAGAUCACAGACAAAGCAAAGUCACCUGUCACUUCAUCUGCCCCACGGGAGUUUCCCAGCGCAGAAGUACUGCAAUGUCAUGAUUACGAAGCUGGAAAGAAAUCAAAUCCAGUGGAAGCGGAAGCGGAAGCAUGCGAUAUCGACAUGAGGAAUGCCCCUCCACUGCUGGGAGAAGCAAAAGGGCACGAGGCAAAGGACAUUACCCCUGGUCAAUCUGCUGAGACGAACCCACUAGACGAGACAGCAGUUGAACCUGAAGCGACAGUCGAGGCCAUGGACAUUGAUGAACCACCUCACAGACCUACUCCAACAAUGGAAAUUCUGGAAGCCAAUGUUGGUAUUAGCGGACAAGUAUACACCGCGACCACGGAAGCUCCUUACGAAGCAUUAACAGAUUCCCAAGAACCAUCUCCACAGCCACAAGAGACCAUACACGAUGAUGCCAGAUCGUCGAAUGUCCCCAAAACUGGGACGUUGUCCGGAGAGAGUCAAGCUAUGACAUUCGAGAAUCAGGAAAAUAUCGAAUCUCAGAUAUCUCAAGGUCCUGAACAUUCUGAAUCGCAUGAAAACAUGUCGGACCGCUUGUCAGAGGUGGCAACUAAACCAGCUUCUCAAAUGGUGAAUGCUUUGGACCAAGCAGACAACGGCGAAGUUGAGAAGGCAAGCGAUGAGGCACAGCCUGAAAAUGGUGGCCAAAUUUCCCCUCCGCCAACACAGGACCCAGAAGUCCAGACCCUGCUGGAAGACAGCAUCAAAGUCUCGCAUGACCGUGCUGUCGAACAUCUUCCCACUCCUGGUGGCACACAGCAGGUGAUCGAGGUCGAAACAGUCGGCACACUGAGUGUUAUCACUCAUGCUAACCAGAUGACGGAGGAGGAGGAGGAGGAAGGACCAGAGGAUCAGAUCAUGGCUGAAAUAUUACAGCAAUCUCCCGUGCAACCCGAAACACGCCUUUCUACAGACCCUGCUUUGUCCACUGUAACGUCACAAACCAAAUCGCCUCACCACACUGGACCGGCUGAUAGGCCGCUUAUAGGAUCUCCCCAAGAUGCUGAGGCAGCAUCUGAGAUCAUAGUCGCCAAGUCUUUGCGACCUCGGCGGCACAAGCCAACCAAAUCAUCAGAUGGUAAUGGGCACGACGAUCCUAGCCUGGCGUUUAUCACAACCACACCCACCUUGAAGACCACGGACCGUGGCAGCAAGCCCAGCAGUCCAGCCGCAUCAAGCAGCAAGACACGCAGUAAAACGCACCGCGACGAUCCCAGCAUCCAAUUGGCAGGUGGCUCGGUGCAGGCAGAUACAAAGAACAAAGGGAAAAGAAAAGUAACCGACGAUGAGAGCAUUCACAGCGUGGACAACAACUCACCAGGAUCCCAGCGAGUGCUACGUCCGAGGAAUGACCACGGUGACCCUAGCAUAUUGCUUGCUAAAGGGUCAAGUCCAUCGACUCGACAGACUAGAAGUCAGAAGACUCCAGAUCCAAAGCGGGAGACCCCUAGGCGUGAAACUCGCUCGGUAUCGCGAAGCUUUCACCGGCAGGAAGAAUCCCCGAACUUGUCGUUCGCCUCGCUCAAGUCGCCGUCGAUCGCUGGCUCUACAGCGACUGUGCUUUGUGUCUGACCGAUCCGUCG